GUUGUCUAUGGCUUAGUUUUAUUUUUGGUGUGGUGGUCGAUUUACCAAUUUUCGUUUUUAUAUAGCUGGUUAUAGGCGGGAAUUUGCUAUUUGUAAUAAAAUUGUAUUCAAAAAUGAGUGUUGAAGAAGAUGUUAUGAAAAUACAAAAGAAACUAAUCAAAAUGACAUCGGAUGAUGGCACAGGCCAAGAAGAAGCUUUGGAGCUUUUGAAAACAUUACAAACAAUGGCUAUAAACUUGGAUGUAUUAACCAAGACAAGGAUAGGUAUGACAGUCAAUGCUUUGCGUAAAUCAAGUAAGGAUGAGGAGGUGAUUUCCUUGUGUAAAACCCUUAUUAAAAACUGGAAGAAAUUUUUAUCAACCCCAACUACUCCAACAAAAGAUAAUGGAAGCUCGUCUAAAUCUAAAAAGGAUGGCAAAGACAAAGAAAAGAAAGAUGAUAAGGAAAAGGAUAAAAAAAUACAAGCAUCUUUUCCUCCUCAGUCUAAUACAACUGAUGCUGUGCGACUAAAGUGUCGUGAACUCCUCACCCAGGCAAUGAAAGUUGAUGGUGAGAAUCCAAGUGCUUGUGCUUCUCCAGAAGAACUUGCUGAAGAACUGGAGGAAUGUAUCUAUGCAGAGUUCAAAAAUACUGAUAUGAGAUACAAGAACAGAGUACGAUCUCGUGUUGCUAAUUUAAAAGAUCCAAAGAAUCCCACAUUAAGAACAAAUUAUCUCAAUGGUGUAAUUUCGGCAUCGCGUCUUGCUAAAAUGACACCAGAAGAGAUGGCCAGUGAUGAAAUGAAAAAGUUGAGAGAGAAAUUCAUCAAAGAGGCUAUUGACGAUGCUCAAUUAGCAACUGUGCAAGGAACUAAAACUGAGAUGCUUAAAUGUGGCAAAUGUAAAAAGAAGAAUUGCACCUACAACCAGCUCCAGACCAGGAGCUCUGAUGAACCUAUGACUACAUUUGUCCUUUGUAAUGAAUGUGGUAAUCGCUGGAAGUUCUGUUAAGACUGCUUAUACUAUUGCCUAGUUUAAAAAUAGUUUGUCUAUUAAUAUAACAGAUACUAUAAUUGUAUCAAGUAAAUGUACUACUAUACUUACUAUGAAUUGUGAAAUUUUGUUCUGCUGUUAAUUGCAAUGACCUUUCUACUGUCACAGGAUGCGGA
Messenger RNA from Chilo suppressalis (striped riceborer), 1147 nucleotides. Lineage: Eukaryota; Metazoa; Arthropoda; Insecta; Lepidoptera; Crambidae. The record is from the annotation of a GenBank genome assembly.